AUGGCAAACAUGCUGCUGAGAAGCUCAAAACGCGCUUUCCAGGCAACUUUGUCAAGUUCACGGUCCAAUUGGGCGCGAUGUGGCCAUGUUCGACGGCUAGCAACUGAGGCAUCGAAUGCAGAUGCAUCUAACCUGCCUCUAGCCGGCAUCAAAGUGCUUGACAUGACAAGAGUACUUGCUGGACCAUAUUGCACGCAGAUAUUGGGCGACCUUGGAGCAGAUGUGAUCAAGAUUGAGCAUCCAACAAGAGGAGACGACACACGAGCAUGGGGACCGCCUUACGCGAAGUACACCGACAACCAAGAGGGACCAGGAGAGAGUGCCUACUACUUGGGUGUCAACCGCAAUAAACGAUCGAUAGGCCUGUCAUUCCAGCACCCUGCCGGUGUAGACAUCCUGCAUCGUUUAGUCAAAGAAUGCGAUGUUCUUGUCGAGAACUACCUCCCAGGCUCUCUAGCAAAGUACGCGAUGGACUAUGAUACUGUGUCAAAGAUCAACCCCGGCAUCAUCUACGCCAGUAUCACGGGUUACGGCCAGACAGGCCCCUACAGAAACAGAGCAGGUUACGACGUCAUGGUCGAAGCUGAAUUUGGCCUAAUGCACAUAACUGGAACCCGCGAUGGCCCACCCGUCAAGGUCGGCGUAGCAGUAACCGAUCUAACAACCGGUCUCUACACCUCCAAUUCCAUCAUGGCAGCUCUCUUCCGGCGCCUCAGAAACCCCAACUCCAAGGGCCAACACAUCGACGUCGCGCUAUCAGACUGCCAAGUUGCCACCUUGGCGAAUAUUGCCAGCUCCACUCUCAUUAGCGGAAAACGUGACACUGGACGCUGGGGAACUUCACAUCCAUCUAUCGUACCAUACAAGGCGUUCAAAACAGCGGAUGGAGAUAUCCUGCUCGGAGGUGGAAAUGACAGGUUGUAUGGAGUGCUGUGCAACAGGUUGGAAAGGCCUGAAUGGAUUCUGGAUGAGAGGUUCAAAACGAACGCGUUGAGGGUUCAGCAUAGAGACGAGCUAGAGAAUUUGAUUGAAACGGAGACGAAGAAGAAGACUACGCAGGAAUUGCUCGACGUGCUCGAGGGAAGUGGAAUGCCGUACGCUGCUAUCAACGACGUGCAGGAUACAUUGAGCCACGAACACGUCCUCGCAAGAAACAUGGUCAAAGAGAUUGAGCACCCGGCGUGCGGACCGAUCAAACUAGUCAACACACCUGUGAAAUGGUCAGACUCGACUCCAGGCAUACGACUACCUCCGCCCACACUAGGCCAGCAUACGGACGAGAUACUUGGUGAUACAUUGAGUAUGAGUAAGGAAGAAGUGGCCAAUUUACGCAAUGAAGGAGUUCCUCCACCACGACCCUCGAGUUCGCUGUUCGAUGUCUUUCUGCGCCUGCGCCCCUCCAACUCGGGAAGUGCGCGCUUCCUCAGCGUUGAAGAGAGCGAGAACCCUCAUCCAACACAUAUAACGAUACAACCGCCUACGCAAGACAAACGCAAGCGUGCUGUUGAACGGUUUGCCUUCACGCAAGUCUUCGAGGAAGAUGCGCGGCAAAUGGAUCUGUUCAAGGGCACUGGUGUGGUUCCUAUGAUUGAGGGAGUCAUGGGCGCACCGGGCCACCACGGCCGAGAUGGACUUCUUGCAACGCUGGGUUGCACUGGCUCUGGAAAGAGUCACACGAUCCUUGGCACCAAAUCCCAGCGCGGCCUCGUUCAGAUGACACUGGACGUCAUUUUCCAAGCAUGCGACGAGCAGCUCGUACAAUCCUUCUAUGGUGCCCCGGCGUUCUCGUCGCUCGCAAACGCAGAUGUGUCAGAAGCGCAAAUGUUUACUGCGACCGCAUACAUCGAAUCUAUGUAUGGCGAAAACAACCAGUCGGGACGCUAUUCACGAGCGCAAACCCCUGUGGCAGAUUGUAGUAUAUUCUCCACAGGAAGCACAUACAAGUCAAACAAGAUGCCACGCCCGUCAACACUCCCACAAUCCCCUUCGGUCGCCGAUAUUCAGAUACCCACAGACCCGAGCGCAGAAUACGCAAUUGUCAUGUCAAUGUACGAAGUCUACAACGACCGCAUCUUCGACCUGUUGAGCGGAAACGCCACAAAGAACAAGCAGCCAAACAUCAAACGCAGGGCGCUCCUCUUCAAGAGCACCGAGAAGAGCCCAGACCGGAAGGUUGUCGCCGGUCUUACCAAGAUCAUCUGUGGAAGCUUCGAGGAAGCUAUGAUGGUGCUGGAAACAGGUCUCAUGGAGCGCAAGGUAACUGGCACUGGAAGCAAUGCUGUGAGCUCACGGAGUCAUGGCUUCUUCCACAUUGAGAUCAAGAAGAGAGACGCAGAACGCCAAGGUCCAUGGUCCAGCAGUAACCUCACUAUAGUCGACCUGGCAGGAUCGGAACGUGCCCGAAAUGCUAAGACCGCCGGUGAGACGCUUGCGGAAGCUGGCAAGAUCAAUGAGUCCCUCAUGUACUUGGGUCAGUGUAUGCAGAUGCAGUCUGACAACCAAGGCGGCUCAAGGAACAUUGUGCCCUUCCGCCAAUGCAAACUCACCGAGCUCCUCUUUUCAAACUCGUUCCCUGCCUCCGCUCGUCAAGCACAGUCGCAUCGUCAGCCUCAGAAGUCUAUCAUGGUCGUAACAGCAGAUCCCAAAGGCGACUACAACGCCACAUCGCAGAUCCUCCGCUACUCCGCUCUCGCUCGCGAGGUUACCGUUCCACGAGUGCCAUCUACCUCUGACACAAUCGGUGUACCUCUCAAGCGCCCUGGUACAGCCUCCUCGGGACGCGCGACCCCUUCAGGCCGCACAACGCCCUCGGUUGUAAUGGAAGAGCUUGAAUAUGCCAACGCCGAAAUCGCACGCCUUACCUCGGAAAUCGAAAUCUUUGCUCUGCGCCUCACUGAGGAGACAGCUCGCAGGAAAGCAGCUGAAUCUUCCUGGGCCGCAGCCGAAGAUCACAUGGUAGAUCUCGAGCAAGAGAUCCGCGACGAAUGCUAUCUCGAGAUGGAAGCUGCGGUCGAACAAGAACGCCGAAGAUGGCAGACGGCACUAGACAACGAACAAGACAACCAGCAAGCACACAUCGAUUCCAAGAUCGACGUCGUCAUCCGAGCGACCAAGGCGCAGAUGAAGCAAGAGAUCAAGGUGUACGAAGACCCAGACCCAGAACUCCGCGACAGGGUCGACGAACUGGAGCGAGAAAACGAGAUGCUGCGGGCCAGAUUAGAGGCCAGUGAGCGCGAGACGAUGCAGCGAUCUGCGAGUCCGAUCAAGAAGAUGAGGAUUCUGAAGAGCAAGAAGUGGCAAGAUCCUGAAAGCACGUUGGGUGGAUAUGGCAUCGACGAUGAAUGA
Alternaria rosae is the source of this 3345-nucleotide messenger RNA. Its product is annotated as CoA-transferase family III domain-containing protein. Bases 1 to 3345 code for a protein of 1114 amino acids. The record is from RefSeq and is a predicted model, not a curated record. Lineage: Eukaryota; Fungi; Ascomycota; Dothideomycetes; Pleosporales; Pleosporaceae. Gene Ontology annotation, biological process: microtubule-based movement. The transcript is spliced from 12 exons. Gene Ontology annotation, molecular function: microtubule binding; microtubule motor activity; ATP binding.